AUGAGAAGUGAGAAGGGGGAACAGGUGCAGCCACGUGUGGAGGGCGACCUGAGGAACGGCUCUCGCGUACUAUGCAGUGGUCAGUGUGAAAUCCGGACCAUAAGUGCGAGCGAGUGGCCAUGCAUCAAGCCCGAAAGGCUGAAGAACGACGAGCAGACACGGGCGAUUGCAGCAUACGGAAGCAAAGGAGGACCCGAGACCAGAAGCGAGGUCCCAGCCACACCACUAGCGAGACAACGGGACGUCCCAUCACUUGCUUUAGUCAGCUCACGGGCUCUCUUACCAUCCGAUGGUCACUUGAGAACCAACCGCUUCCCGCUCAAGCCGCAGUUGCUGCGCAACCAAGUCAAGUCUAAGACCAAGUCCUCUCUCCUUCUGUCAGCACCAAUGCCAGCUUCGGUCGAGGAUAUCAUGCGCGUCGUCACGACCGUAUCGACGCUGUACAUGCUCGCCAGUCCCCUGCUGACUGUCAUCCGGUUCCACCUACGCCACGACGUCGGGAGUGCAGCCGUGUUGCCGUUCGUGACGCUCUGGGUCAGCAGCCACAUGUGGAUGCUGUAUGGAUACGUGAUUGGCAACCUGUUUCCCAUCUUCGUUACGUAUGUCAUUGGCGACGCACUUAGCGUCCUCUUCCUUGCCGUGUACAUCCGCUGGACAACCAACCGCAGAGCUGCUCUGAAAGUAUGCACCAUCGCUUUGCUCUGGAACGCCACAGUGACCAUGUACGUUACCCUGUGCGAGACCGCCGUGCUGCCUCAGUCACAAGAAACGCUGGAGCUGGUUAUGGGCAUCAUCGGGACCAGUUGCAGCUUUGUGCUCUACGCGUCGCCCCUUGCUGCGAUCAAGCUGGUGUUGGAGACCCGGUCGUCCGAGUCGCUACCAUUCGCCCUGAUUCUCGCUGGCACGAUCAACAAUGCGCUCUGGGUCGUGUACGGAGCCAUCGUAUCCGACUUGUUCGUCAUUCUCCCAUCUGCCGUGAGCACAGCGAUCGGGUUCAUCCAAAUCGUUCUCUGUGGCGUGUUCCACCCUUCUCGUGCUGCAGCUGACAAGACCGUGACUUCAGCCAUGCCUUGCGAGUCUUCAAACGACGAGCUCUCACAGUGUAGCAGCUAUGACGUAAUGGAAUCAGCCACGCCGUUGCCACUUCAUUACAAGUGCCAACAGGAGCUGGAAGGGACCUUAUAG
Messenger RNA from Peronospora matthiolae, 1185 nucleotides. NCBI's taxonomy places the organism in Eukaryota, Oomycota, Peronosporomycetes, Peronosporales, Peronosporaceae. The record is from the annotation of a GenBank genome assembly.